CAGAGCGCUGGGAAGACCGACUCCAAUCACCGCCGCUGUUCCUGGCUGAAUCUCCCUGGCUGACGUCAGCUGACUGCCUCGGCUCCCCGCUCCUCCGGACACAGACGGCGCCGUGUGAAAAUGCUGCUCUCUGCGCCGCCAAGGACAGGAUUCAACCCGUACAACGGCUACACCGGCAAGAACACCAAGAAGCAGACGUAUGUGUCCCCCUCCAACCAUCAGAUGGCUCCUCCAAGCCCCAACAACAACAGUAGCAACUCCACCACCACCUCCUUCAGCAAUGGAAGCAGCAGCAGCAGUGGGGGAGAGCAGCUGAGCAAAACCAACCUGUACAUCCGUGGCCUCCACCCAGGAACCACAGACCAGGAUCUGGUCAAACUCUGUCAGCCGUAUGGGAAAAUUGUGUCCACCAAGGCCAUUCUGGACAAGACCACCAACAAGUGCAAAGGCUAUGGCUUUGUUGACUUUGACAGUCCGUCCUCAGCUCAGAAGGCAGUGACGGCGUUGAAGGCGGGUGGAGUGCAGGCUCAGAUGGCCAAGCAACAGGAGCAGGACCCCACCAACUUAUAUAUCUCCAAUCUGCCAAUGUCCAUGGACGAGCAGGAGCUGGAGAACAUGCUGAAGCCCUUCAGCCAAGCCAUUUCCACUCGCAUCCUGCGUGACGCCAACGGAACCAGCCGAGGCGUGGGCUUUGCCAGGAUGGAGUCAACCGAGAAAUGUGAAGCCAUCAUCCAACAUUUUAAUGGAAAAUAUAUCAAGACUCCACCUGGAGUUCCAGUGCCGCCAGAGCCCCUGUUGUGUAAAUUUGCUGAUGGAGGCCAGAAAAAGCGUCAGAGCCAAGGAAAAUAUCUGCAGAACGGCCGGCCCUGGACGAGAGAUGGAGAGAGCGGAGGAAUGACCCUGGCCUAUGACCCCACCGCAGCCUUACAGAAUGGGUUCUACUCCUCUCCCUACAGCAUUGGCCCAAACCGGAUGAUGGGGCCAACCUCCCUCUCCCCAUACAUGCAUUCACCUAUGUCCACAUACCAGGUACACAACCCGUCCUGGUUACAUCAUCAGUCAUACAUCAUGCCGCCCACAGGAGCAGUGCUGACACCAGGAAUGGACCACACCAUGUCCAUCCAGCCGACCUCCAUGAUGGGGCCCCUGACGCAGCAGCUCAGCCACCUCUCCAUGGGCAGCAGUGGCACAUACAUGCCUGCAAACGCAUCUAUGCAGGGGGCAUACAUCCCCCAGUACACCCAAGUGCCUGCCACCAACAUCUCAGUUGAGGAAAGUGCCGUCCAACCACCGGUUGCCAUUGAGGCACCCACAGAACACACAACCUACACUUACCAGCAUAACAAGUGAAGAGAUCUUCCUCUGGAGCCGGAGUGACUCUCAAAGUGCUGAAACUCGGCACAGCGACUGCUCGUACGGCACCAGACACUCGGGAGGAACACGGACUGUUACACGGAAAGGACAAACAAAAAAGAGAUUUUCUACAAACUCAUAUUUUAAAAUCCUCCAACAACCAAGGCUGGAGGAUGGCAGGCAAUGAGAAAUGGAACAACAGAACAAGGAGCAUCUAUUUUGAUAACAGUCAAGAGAAAUAAGUCACACACAGACAUAUGUUUUAAACAUUAUUCAUAUUGUUUUCUAAUACUAUUCCGGAGAGAUGGAAUGAAACCAGAAAAAAAUAUUUCAACACCAUGUUUUAUUUCAGCUUUUUGUAAAAGAUUUUGCUUCUUUUUUUUUUGUCUGAUACUUUCAGGCUUUGAACCUGCCUUUUUGUACAUACUUUUGAGUUUUUGUGGGUUUCUAACUUCACGUGUCCUAGUUUGAUGGAUUGGUGCAAAUAUUUGAAUACAGGACUCAAAAGGCUAAAAGAAAAACAAAAAACUGAAGUCAUUCAAAAAAGAUGACGACUCAUAUUUUAGAUGGAUAUAUAGUGCCACUCGGAUUAGCGUCUCUCGACGUGGCAGCAAAUGUAUCGCGUAUGAAACCGACCUGAAGCGGCUUCUUUUUAGCACUUGACUCUCAAAUAAUUUAUAGUUCCAACAAUCUUGACAAAGCUUGAGACAAUCAGAAGACAACAAAGAAGAGAACAUUUCGAGAUGGUUAAGAGAAGACUUCGUUAAAAGAGCUAAAUAGAUUUGAAGCAUUCCAGAGAUUAUUAUCAGAAAGUUCUAAAUAUUUGUUCACGUUGAGCUGCUCCACUUGAUGAAAUCCAAAGUUGCUUAACAGGGAUCACAUCUCACACAGAGCUGCCUGUAAAUAAGAGAUAUAAAUGUAUUUAGGCUUUCUUUUGAUUUUCUUUCAUCCGUGUAGCAAUGCUUCAGUUAUUUAAAAAACAAAAUUAUACCAAAUUGUCUGAACAUAGCAAUGCCUGUAUUGCUGUAUUUUCUGGUUUUCCCUCAUUCACAACAGGUGAAGCUGAAUCUCCACAGCAUUCCAAAAUUAAUUUUCUGAAGCAAGAAUUAGAUGUUAAGAGUAUGAAUGAAGUUGUUAUUACAUAGACAUUGAGAUCAACCGGUAAAGCGUGGCUCUGUCCUGUUAUAUCUCCAGAAAACAUGAUCACGGUUUAUUAUGGCCAGUACACGAAUGCUUUAAUACUUAGCAGUGUUGUGUGUGUGCAUCGACUUCUCUAUUUCAGUUUUUCACCCUCAUGUUUUUUUACAUUUCGUAUUUAAAAGGUUUUAUUACGUUUUUGUUUUCUUUGAUUCAGUUUGAAUACUUUUAAAAAUUGAUCCUAUUUUUCAAAGAUGUUUUGUUUUUAUUUUUGAUAGUGUGUCGUCCGCCUCAAUUAGUGAGAAAUAGAUGUUUGCAACUGUUUUUGAAAAUCGUGAUUUGUUUGUAUGUUUGCCUAGUUCUCUAGUUCUGGUUUCAGUGUUGAUGUCAAAGAGGCUUUAAUGUUUGUUUUUGUUUUUGUUUUUUUACAGACGACUCAGUUCAGUCUGUGUCACAAAUGUUGGCGAUUUGUGAACAUGACUCGUGAUCAUGGAUUCAUUAUGUAUGCUAGGUUCAGGUGCAUUGCUACAGAGUUGUGCCCCAAGCAGUUGGGAACAACGUGGGAUAAAUGAUUUGUUGAAACCUUGACUUACCUCAUCCUGCCAGAGAAAUGUAGAUUCAGUUUGUGUCCGAGGUUCACAGGCAAUAACUAAUAACCAAUAACUUCAUAGAUCUCAUGGCCAUUCACAGCUGGUACUGUGUCCACAUUCUUCAACUCAUCCGUCCACUGCUCGAAAAACACGCCCAAGGUCUGACGAUCUAUGCAAUUAAUUUAUUAUCCUUAUAAAUGCAAUACUACAGAUAUCCAACAGACACCUCACAUGAUGACAAUGGAUCACCUCUCAAUAUGACUUUGCAUUCUGGCUUUAUCUUUUAUGAUUCAUACGAUGAGAUUUGUUUGUUUUUCUGACUGACACAUUCAUCUAUGGUUCGUGGAUUUUUUUUGUAAAAUUGAUGCAUUAAAAGGGAACUAUUUCAUACCAAACCAUAGUUGUUCAUAUGAAUUUGGCAUGUGUGCUUUAUGAGAAAGAAGGCGGGUGUGGCCACGCGACUCCCCAACCUUUAUGUUACAUGGACACCAGAGGUUUGUUUUAGAUGUUUCCAGCCACUUGGUUUGAAUGGUCUGGUCCUGGUUGUUAACUGGCUUUCUUGCUGAGUAAUUCACGCGGUUUUAUUUCCAGGACUAAAUUAAACUUCACGGAAAUGCCUUAGCUUUCACUGAAAGGUGAAGUGCUACUCAGAUUCGUUUGGCUUGUUUGUUUUUUUGAUCAUGCACUAUUGUUGAAGAAUUGUUGUCAUCUCAAACUCUGAAAAUAGAUAUAUAAAGCAAAGAAAUCUUUAUAUGACUAUCUUGUGUUCACUUGUUUAUCGCUGCUAAUGCUGGAUUGAGUAUUUAGAAAUCUUCCAGCUGAAGGUCCUUGAAUAUGUCAUGUCAGUUCUUUAAUUCAUGUGCAGUCCUGUUUGUGUUGUGCAUCAAACAACCUCCUUCAGUAGAUGUUUGUGCCAUCAUACAGGUCUUUGUCAUGUUCCUAGAAACAAAUCCCUACAGCUAUUAAACUUUCAACUUGG
Messenger RNA from Cyclopterus lumpus (lumpfish), 4059 nucleotides. It is a transcript of the gene rbms2b, whose product is annotated as RNA binding motif, single stranded interacting protein 2b. Gene Ontology annotation, molecular function: mRNA binding. Lineage: Eukaryota; Metazoa; Chordata; Actinopteri; Perciformes; Cyclopteridae. The transcript has 14 exons. The record is from RefSeq and is a predicted model, not a curated record. The coding region runs from base 121 to 1350 and encodes 409 amino acids. Gene Ontology annotation, cellular component: cytosol.